Messenger RNA from Botrytis cinerea B05.10, 657 nucleotides. RefSeq lists its product as hypothetical. Bases 82 to 564 code for a protein of 160 amino acids. Lineage: Eukaryota; Fungi; Ascomycota; Leotiomycetes; Helotiales; Sclerotiniaceae. The record is from RefSeq and is a predicted model, not a curated record. The transcript has a single exon.
GAAACCGUCUCUGAAAUUUAUCAGUAAGCAACCUCAAAGUACGCAAUUCACAUCAAUUUUCCGAUUUCCAUCACAUACGAAAUGAAGACCCGCAUUCUCAUGAGAAAAAUAUCCACAGUAAUCCUGAUGGUUCACUCUGCCAUCGCUCAUGGGCAGCAUGGGUACUGGCUGUCGACUCCAAGAAUGGUCGUUCGAUGCAAUGCGGGUGAAUUUGUCAAUCCUAAAGAUAUAGGAUCCGCGCUCGGUGGCAUGUCUAAUCUUUUUCAACUCAAAGUUGGCACGGCAUUAAUAUCUUUCAAUAUCGGCACGAACAUAAAUAGGGUGAUCUAUACGCAUAAUACAGUACAAUUAUAUGCCUGCGGGUGGAGAAAUGGGAAGAAUCACCACAUCAAAAACCGGGAGAUCGCAAAAGCAAUGGUGGAAAUCAAUAGAGUUUGUGGGGGUGGCUAUGCGUCGCUUGGUAGAGUAUGGUUCCCGGAUUGGGAUAUUACUAUAGGGCGUGGAAUGGCGGGUAAAGAUGUUUGCAAGUCGGAAAAAGCAUGGCAUGCAAGAUUGUUUGGCUGAGGGCUUAGUAUGGAAUGUUGACGAAAUCUUUGUUCUGACUGUUAACUAUAGCUACUCCUCAAGGGGCAAGGUUACAAUUCACAUAUAUUCUCA